Messenger RNA from Apis mellifera (honey bee), 6461 nucleotides. RefSeq lists its product as uncharacterized. The transcript has 10 exons. Gene Ontology annotation, cellular component: nucleoplasm. Bases 141 to 6434 code for a protein of 2097 amino acids. The record is from RefSeq and is a predicted model, not a curated record. NCBI's taxonomy places the organism in Eukaryota, Metazoa, Arthropoda, Insecta, Hymenoptera, Apidae.
AACACCAAACCACUAACCAUUUUUCAUCCUUCAUACACCUCAUAAAUUUACAAGUAUAAUAGUAACACAACUUAAAUGGAACUGAAAAACUAAACUAUAUACAUUUUAUUUAUCAUUCAUCUUUGCUUCAUUUGGCCAGAAUGUCUAAAGUUUCUUUAAAAUCAAAAACACUCAGACACCGUAGGAGAAAAAUUCCUGAAAAAAAGAUGAUUAUAAAACCAUUUGGCUUUUGUUGUUCAAUUGAUGAUGUUGAUCCAUUAACAAAAUAUGAUAAACUAAAAUCAUAUAAAUCUUCAUUAAUGUCUCUGUAUGCAAUACAUGAAAGUCCAACUUUUAAAUUUCGAACAGAAUUCACUGAUUAUAUGGAUGAAAAUGCUUUAAAAAAGAAAGCCAAGUAUAUAGAUGUUGGAGAUUAUAAACGUAAAAAUUAUAAAAGAAAUAAACAAAGUGUACCAAAUAUGAAAGAUUUAAAAAGAUUAUAUGAAAAAAAAAGACCAUUUAAUAAAUCUAAUGAUUUUGAAGACUUACAUGAUGAAAAAUUAGCAUACUUUCUUCAAGGACCAAUGCAAUGGUAUCUAGAAGAUGAAAUUAAUUCAGCAAAAGAUAUAUUUUGGGAACAAAAAAUAAGGAAAUAUAACGAAGAAAUGGAUAAAAAUACUGAAAUUGGAAAAAAGAAAAUAAUGCUUAUGAUGAAAAAAGAAACAGAUUCAUAUCCUCGAUGGUAUCAAGAUUUUUCUAUUAAUCAAAUAAAAAAUUUAAGAAUGUUACAAUGUAUAAUGCAUAAAGAUUGUGAAGAAAUGGUAACAGGACGUACUCAAAGAACACUUAUAUCAAUUGGAAUUGUAUCUACAUUUUUCACAUUAACAUCAGAUGCUAUUAAGAAAUUGCAAGAAUCUUCUAAUUGCAAUGUAAUCGAAUUUUUAAGAGAAGUUUAUAAAAUAUUAACAGGAAAUUAUUUUGAAGAAGAAGGAUAUAAAAAAUUUUAUGAUUGCAACGAAAGAAUAAUCUUAUCAGCUAUUGCAUUUUUAACUUUACCAGAAACUGUUAUAGAACUACAUAAACGUUUGCCGCCUAUAACAAUACCAAAAUUACAUCCAAAACCUACUGCGCCAGUGGUAUCAAUAAGACAGAAAAUGAAAUCGCCCUAUGAAGAAGAACUUUUUACGCGACCAGAUUGGAGUACUUUUUAUAAUCAUUUACAACUUUGGCAAGAACAAUGUAAAUUAACGCCAUUGCCAAAUGUAAUAUUACCUCCUAAAGAGUGUAUUUUAAAUAUAAAAAAUGUAAUAACCAAUCCUUAUGACAAAGAAAUUAAACAUAAUAAAGUACAAAACAAUCCUGAAAAUAGUCAAUUAAUUCAUGUUAAAAAUAAUUUACCUCCUGUUCACACGAUGAAAAAGGAAAAUAUUUCUAAAACAAAAUCAAAUUUCCAAAAAGAAAAAAAUAUUGUUAAAACUAAUAAAAAAGAAGAUAAAAAAAAGAGUAACAUUAUUCAUGACAUAAAUUCUGUUGAGUUACAUCAAGAUCAAACUCUCAAAAAUGAAUAUUAUAAUGAAAAUAAUGAAGAUGAAAAAUUAAAAAAAAUAAUAAAUUCUUCAAUAAAUACGCAAAAAGUACAAAAUGAUUCACAAAAAUUUGGUGGUCUUAAUGUUCCACCUUUGUAUGAAAAUACAUUAUUUGAUUUUACAAUCAAUGGAAUUUCUGAGAAACCAGGGCCAAUAGAAUAUAAAAUAUGUGGAAUUUUACAACCACCACAACCAAAUAAAAAAUCUUGGCUUGAUGAGAAACAUGCACAUUAUAUAAUAGCUGGUGCUUCUGAUGAACCGCCAACUUGUCCUGUAACAUAUGAAAUGACUGGAAUUGCAAAUGUAGUACCUUCUAAUAGCGAUGAAAGAUUUUUUGCAGUAUUGAAACUUGGAGAUGGACCUAAAAAGAUUUAUCCAAGUGGUAGAAAGAAUUUAUCUCGUCAUUGGCAAGAAUGGUUGCAAAAUGUAGAUGAAGAAUUUCGAAAAGUAGAGAGAGAGGCAAAUAAAAUGAUAAAAAAUAUAGAAGCUAUAACGAAAUUAGUAUUUCCAGGACCAACCUGUGAUAGUUGUUGUUCUUGUAGACAAACUAGAAAAUCGUAUUUUAGAGCAAAAGAAACGAAAGCACCUUAUUUUGUAAUAGAUACUAUAGCUGAAGAUGAUAAUAAAAAUAAAUAUAUUGUAGGAUCAAUGGCAAUGCAUUCUCCUGCACCAACUCCUCCAGAAUCAACUGUAAACUUAUUAGAAGUUAUAGCUUCAGAAGAUGUUCUUAAAACAAGUUUAAUAAUAAAUGGUAUCACAACUGAAACAGGUGAAACACAAUAUUAUAUUACCGGUGCUCAGGAGGAUUUAAUACGCGUACCUGGACGAGUUAUAGAGCCACAUCCACCUAGGCCACCAAGAAAUGUUCCGCCUUGCAUAUGUGCAAUUCAACAAAUGUUUAAUAAAGGUUUGACUUCAACUUUGAGUCAUGAUAACAUACCAUGGACAAAAGAAGAUGGAUUAUGUUUUGGAAAAAAAUUUAGACCCCAAGAAUUUCCUGCAUAUUCUUGUAAGAAAUAUCCCGGUGAUAAAUCAUGUAGAAGAAGUCCAUUUAUUAAUGAAAUAAUUAGAUUACAAAAAAAAGCUGAAAGAAAAAAAAAGCAAGAAACGGAGGUUCCGGGAGAAAAGAAAAUGUAUAGUAUUGCAGAUUUUCAACCAUGUGGGGAUGAACAUGGUAUGAGUAUUUGUGGAGGACCUUGGGGUACUUUGCAUACUUUAACACCAGAAGAAUUAGCAGAACAAGAAAAAUUACGAAAAGAAAUAUUAAGAAGUCCUCCAUGUGGAACAAAACCUGGUCAAGCAGUUUGUGAAGGUCCUUUUGGAACACGAAUACCAAAACGGGAAAUAGUUAUAGAAGAAGAACUAGCAGGAGAAGAGGAAGAAGUUGAAGAAGAAGAAGAAGCAAUAAAGGAGGCACCACCUCCUGUAAAAAAAGAAAAAGAAAGGAAACGUGACGAGAAGUGUUAUAUGAGUCCGCAAUCCAUAGAAAUUAGAAAAAAAGAAAAGGUUGUGGAAAAAAAAGUUGAAAAAUUUAUUCCUGAUCCCACCUAUCAUGGUUAUGAUGACCCAUGGAAUAUAUUUCGUACAGCACCAACAGAAAAAGAAUCUGAAACUGAUUUUAAAACGUUAUUAAAGCUUAGUUCUCCAAAACCACCAGCAACGCCCGUACAAUCUAAAAUAUUAAAUGAAACUGAAAAAGCUACAUCAGAGAAAAAUCCUAAAUCGGAUACUAAAAAAGAAAAUUUAAAAGAGAUAAAAAAAAUUUUUUUAAAAGGCAAAAAAGAAAAAAUUCCUUCUGAAAGUAUAUCUCAAAUUGAGGAAAAACGUGAUCGAGAAAAAUUUAAAAGCGAAAAAGUAAGUAAAUCUCAAAGUUUGAAAAAAGAAAAAAUUUCGAAAACUAUAUCUCAAAUUGACGAAAAACAUGAUCGAGAAAAAUUUAAAAGUGAAAAAAUAAAUAAAUCUCAAAGUUCGAAAAAAGAAAAAAUUUCUAUAUCUCAAAUUACGGGAAAACAAAGUCGAGAAAAAUAUAAAAGCGAAGAAAAAAGUGAAACAUUUGAUAAAAAAUUAAUUUCAAGCGUGAAAACUAAAAAAAUGAAUGAUAAAGUAUUACAAAUUGAUAUGAAAAAGAUUAAAACAAAAAAUCAAAUUCCUUCAAAAUCAAAUAAUGAGCGCGAAAAAGUGAAUAAUAAAAAUAAAAAUCUUUCAUCUUUGAAAUAUUUAGAGAAACAAAACGAAAAAUCAAAUCCUAAAAAACCUAUAUCUGAUAAAGAAAGAUCUUUAACACAUGAUGAUCAAUUUCAACAAAAAAUACAUAAUGCAACAAAUUAUAAACAAGAUAAAAAAAAGAAAAAUACAAAGAAAUCAAAUCAUAAGCCAAUUUUAGCAAAUAAAAACAAGCAAAUAAGGAAGAAAAAAUCAAAUAAACAAUCAAAUUUAAAAUCGAUAAGACGAGAUAAAAAGAAAGAUAUAUAUAUUGAUCAAGAUAUAGAUCCUGAAACAGCUUAUAAAAAUAAGAUAUAUGAAUUGAAAAAUAUGUUAAAAUCUUCUGAACUGUAUCCUUAUGAUGUUAAACCAGUGGAUAUCCCAGAAGAACCUCCAGCAAAAUGUCAAUUAGAAUACGACUAUGAUAUAGAACCUGAAAUUGAUACACAAGAUGAAGCAGAUGCAGAUAUAUUAAAAUUACCAAGUAAAGGUCCCUGUGGAUGGAGGACAAAAUCAGAACAAAAAUUACCAACUAAAAAAACUUUAGUAUACCUCAGUGAACCAGACUAUCCUCCAGAAACAUUACCAGUAAGACCAGGAGGAAAACCAUGUAUUUGUCGAGAAAAUAGAGCGAAAAAAAAAAUAUUAUUAUAUAAUAUUGGAGGAAAUAUAGGUGGAAAAAAAGAUGACGAAGAAAAAAAAUUAUUAAAAAAAAAAAAAGAAGUAGAAGAUAAAAAAAUGCAAGUUAUAGAUGGUGUCAUUUAUUAUACCCCACCACCGAGUCCCCGUAGAAGUGACGAAUAUGUACCUGAAUAUGAUCUUUAUGAUUCUCCUUAUGAUAUGUGUUUUUCUCAACGUAAAGAUCAAAAUCUAAAAUUUUUCGAAAAAUAUAGUACACCCAAAAUAUCAGAAGUUUCAAAAAAUAAAGAAUCUUGUGAUUGUAGUCGAUAUAUAGAUACAUAUGGUAUUCAAGCCACAGAAGAAGAUGAGGAAAAAAUUCAAUUGAUGAAAGAACUUGACAAAACUAGAGAAACAUUAAUAAAUGAAAAAUCACCAAAAGAACGUUGGAAUCUGGCACUUAAAGAUAUAAGUUUGUCUGAAUAUUUUACACGAUGUAAAGAUAAUUUACCUUGUUGGCUUAAAUGUAUCAAAUUUAAUAAAGUGGGUUGUCCUAUAUCGCAUCGUAAACUUAAAACAAAACGACCAGUUUGUGAAUGUAAAUAUGAAAGAAAAAUACUUGAACAUAGGGAACAAAAAUUAAAAUGGAAGGAGCGUCAAAAACGAUUAAAAACUUUGAAAAAACAACCUUAUAUAAAUGUCGCAGAUAUUUCAAAACCAUUAGUGCCAAAUACAAAAUUAAUGAUAUCAGACGUAAAAAGAAUUCCAAGAGAGGAUGAAUAUGUUGACGAUAUUAAAUAUUGUAUAACUGGCGUUGCCGAAAACUAUUCUUAUUUACCACCUAAGCAAGUAGUAGGUGGUAUUCAUAUGGCUACUCCUAUUCAAACACCUGAACCAAGCGAACAUGAAAUACCAUGUGUUUGUUUACAUCGUCAUUGGUCUCCUACAAAUAUUCCGCCUGGACCAUUGCCAAAACCUGAAGAAAUUUUACUUGCUGAAAAAAGAAAGAGACAAGAAGCCGUAAAAGAAGCAUUUAGAGAAAUUUAUGCUCCUCAGCCAGUUUAUCAUACACAUGAUGAGCAUAGCUGCAAAGAUACAUGUGGUCAAAAUUUUAAUAUAGAAAAUGAUGAAAAUAUUAGAGAAAAUGAAUCAAAACUUAAGCACGAUGAUAAUCCCAAUAUAACUUCCUUACAAAAACCUAUUGAUGCUAAAAGCAAAUUAACAAAUAUUUCUCAACAUACUAAGCAUCAUGUUAAAUCAAAUAUUGACUAUAGUCAGGAUAAAACAGAGAUUAAAAAUAUGUCAAUAAAAAAAUCCUCUGAAAUUAAAACAAAAAGCUCAUACAAGAAAAAUAAAAAUACAAAUAUAAUACAACAAAAAGAUUUCGGAAGUAAAAUAAUUUCAGAUAAUAAAGAUAUUAAAACUGAUAAAAUUGAACAAAAACGUUUAAACAUUUCUCAAAAAUUACAAAAUAAUCCUACCGAAUCAAAUAUAGAAAAUGUAGGUAUAUCGGAUAAAGAAAAUGAAGAAGAUUUUGAUGACUCCAAAAAUUAUUUAAUGGCCAUAGUGAAGAUUGAAUUAAAAAAAAUGGCAGCAGAAGGAUUUUUAUUUGCAAAACUACCAAAAAGUUUUUUAAUGCCACAGUUGCGAUAUUGGCUAAUGUAUAGAAAAGGAAUAGUUAUUACUGAUAAAGAAAAGAAGAAAUUAUUACGUAAGAGUAUUAACUUAUGGAACAAGUUAGAUACAAUAACUAGUAAAUCUGAAGUUCGAACUCCAUUAUUAAAAAUGACAAAACUUCAACUUAAGAAUUUAACUUUCGAUGAUGCACAAGAAAUAAAAAAAAAGAUUGCAAUGAAAAAAGCUAUGUUUUAUAGUCAAGUUCGUAAAGAACGCGUUUUGUAUGGACGAUCAAUGUGGAAUUCAAUGGAAUAUGGAAAAUUUCCUUCGAUAUCAUUUAAGCAAGCAUAUUUCACUUAUAUGGCUAGUAAAGAAGCUGAUGGUCAUGUUUUUAAACCAUGGAUGCCUUCCGAAAUACGCGAUAUGAACUAAAAAUAUAUGUCACGUAUAAGAAUUCGA